This is a messenger RNA of Mercenaria mercenaria, 1810 nucleotides long. RefSeq lists its product as uncharacterized. The transcript has 11 exons. Bases 162 to 1250 code for a protein of 362 amino acids. NCBI's taxonomy places the organism in Eukaryota, Metazoa, Mollusca, Bivalvia, Venerida, Veneridae. The record is from RefSeq and is a predicted model, not a curated record.
UGGAAAGUUGUCAUGGUAAUUUGCAAUCAAUAUGGCGGCGUAGAAAAGAAUUCUAUUUCCUGUUUUACAAUUUUCGCAUAAAUCAAAUAUGUAAGGAAUAUUGGAGUAUGUAAAACCCCAGAAAGUAGGACAGGAAAAUCUUUCUACCAUAAAUAUCUCGAAUGAUGGCCUCAGAUUGGGGUAAGAAAGCUACAAGCAGGAUAGACAGGUCACAGUUUGAAAAUGAUGAACUGUUGCAACAACUUGGUACACAGUUUGACGUCAACUUUACAGACUAUGACAAAUGGACGAGGAAAACAAAAACAAGACCAACUGUGAGAGAAGCACAAAGGGAGCAAGCAAAGCGAGCAGCCUCUGCAGAAUCAUGUAGACAUGGGCAGAUGACAUACAGGGAAAAGAAGGUACAUGCCAAACAACAAGAGGAAGAAAAGGAACGUUCAGAACGUAUGAAAAUUUUGGAGCUACGAAUCAAAACCAGGAAGAAGACACUAGAUGAAUAUGAAAAGAGAUAUGCUGAACUUAUUGAACAGAAUAUACUGCUUAGAGAUGAGAUAGAAUCGAAAGAAGAAAACACACUGGACAAUGUCAAAGGGUUGUUAAGAAGAUACGAAAAAUACAGGGGUGGUAUAGCCACAUUAAGUACACAUUUUAAAAAGGAUUACGCCCAGGCCUUAGAAGACUUGGCUGCCGCAGAAGUGAGACUGAAACAAAAAAUGGAAAAGGUUGAACAGGAGGUUGCUGAGGUUGAUUCGAGGUUAAAAGAGAGACAAGAGGAGCUUCAUAUUUUAUUAAAUUAUAAGGAUAAAGAAUAUCCAGUAAAAGCCAUGAAGAUUUCAAACUUACAGAAAGAAAUUCAAAGUUUAAAAAUAUCUAAUGAGGAAGACCAAGAAGAACUUGAACAUAUAACGAGAACGGAGCUGAGUAAAUAUGAACGCGAGAAGCAGAUGACGCAGAACAGUAUUACAAAACAAGUCACAGAAUCAUGCAUCGAAAUGAUGCAUCCAAGUCUAAAGGAGAUGGCAUUACAAAAUAUGGUCAUGAAAAAAGAAAUUGUACUUCAUAAAAAACAGCAAGAGGAGUUGUUAAGAAGCAAUGCAGAGUUGGAGAAGUCUGUCAAACAGUUAUUGCAAGAUCCAAAAACCAACCUGCGACAACAGAUGUUCCCAGAGUUCUUCCUUUAUCAGCAAAAAUGUACCCCAGACAUGGAGGUGGUGCUGGAUAUACCCACACAAGAAUGGCUGCCAAUCUAGCAUAACAUCAAGUGACAGUGGAAAUAGUUUGUGGCCAAUAUUUCGAGUUCAUAUUGACAGAACAAGAAAUGUUUUUUUUCACUACCAUUAAUCAGGAAAGUUACAUCACUACCUACGUUUUGUUUUACAAAGCUACCUUUUAAUCAGUGAAAAGGAACUGUUGCUGCAUUUCCUUGCUUUAUGUAAAAUUGAAUUAGAUCAAAGCAAUGAUAAUUAGCAUAAACACAUUUAACUUAAAAUCCAGGUAGAAACUCAGUUUCAAUUAUUACAGUAUUAAAAUGAAUUACAACACUUUUGGGCAUGCCUAUCACAGAUUAAAGUGUGUCUACUUAUUUUUUUUUUUUGGCAAUUUUUUAAGGAAAAAGUUGCAGCAAAUUUUUUGUUUUAGAACAGUCUGGCAGCUUGAUUUAAUAUUUUUCAUUAUCAAGUCUUUCUGUAUUUGCCAGCCUUCUUUGUCUGGUAUUUUUGUUCAAACUGCUGAAAACUAGCAUUUUAUGUAUUCAUACACGAGAUCUUCUGUGAUAUUAUAGAAAAGAAUAAAGUUUGUAUAUAUUUGCUCA